GUCGUGUAAAGAAGAGGAAGACUUUAUUUACAAGUGAGGAGAGAGGACUGGUCACUGCUAGAGAGAGGGUGUCUGUUCUUUUGAUGGCUGACUGAGAGGAGAUUUAACAUCAUGGAGUCUGUCAUUGACUUCCUAAAUAUAUUCAACAUUAAGGCCAGUGGAUCAUCUGUGACCCUCAGCCUCUUCCUCAUCUUUCUGGGUCUUCUCUACUGGUACUCUAUUUACCCGUUCUCCUUCCUGUCUCGAUACGGCAUCAAACAUCCAAAGACCGUGCCUUUCUAUGGCAACCUUUUCCUGUUUCGAGAGGGGUUUUUCCAGCCUAUGAGUGAUCUCAUAAAGACACAUGGAAGAGUCUGUGGGUAUUAUUUGGGCCGUAGACCGGUGGUGGUGGUGGCGGAUCCUGACAUGCUCCGGCAGGUGAUGGUCAGACAGUUCAGCAGCUUUCCAAACAGAAUGGCUUUUCGCUUUGCCACCAAACCCAUGUCUGACUGUCUGCUCCUGCUGAGGAACGAGCGCUGGAAGAGAGUUCGGAGCAUCCUGACCCCGUCGUUCAGCGCUGCCAAGAUGAAAGAGAUGGUCCCGCUGAUCAACACAGCCAUCGACGCCCUGAUGAACAACCUGAAUGCCCACGCCGAGUCAGGAGAGGCCUUUGACAUCCACAAGUGUUUUGGCUGCUUCACCAUGGACGUCAUUGCCAGUGUGGCGUUCGCUACUCAGGUGGACUCUCAGAACAACCCAGAUGACCCGUUUGUCAGCCACGCCCAGAUGUUCUUCACCUUUUCUUUCUUUCGGCCCAUUAUGAUGUUUUUCAUUGCUUUUCCAUUCAUCGCAGCUCCUCUGGCGGGAGUCAUUCCCAACAAACGACGGGACAAAAUGAAUCAUUUCUUCAUCAACAGCAUCCAGAAAAUCAUCAAACAGAGAGAGGAGCAGCCGCCUGAACAGAGGCGCCGGGACUUCCUCCAGCUGAUGUUGGACGCUCGAACCAGCACAGAGAGUGUUUCUCUGGAACAGUUCGACACGGGGAACCACAGCGAUGAGCUCGACCACAGAAACCAGCAGACGCCAUCGUCAGCCUCCGAUCAGGAUGACCGCGCCGGCGCCCAGGAGUCCCCGAAUAGACGCCCACAGAGGAAGAUGAUCACGGAGGAUGAGAUCGUGGGUCAGGCUCUGAUCUUCCUCCUCGCAGGAUACGAAACGAGCAGCAACACGCUGGCCUUCACCUGCUACCUCCUCGCCCUCCACCCCGAAUGCCAACAGAAGGUCCAGGAGGAGGUUGACGAGUUCUUCACCAGACAUGAGUCUCCAGAUUACUCAAAUGUCCAGGAGCUGAAGUAUUUAGACAUGGUUGUCAGUGAAUCUCUGCGCCUCUACCCUCCUGGAUUCAGGUUUGCGAGAGAAAUCGAACAUGACAUUGAGGUGAACGGUCAGUUCCUCCCUAAAGGAGUCACUCUGGAGAUCCCUGCUGGCUUCCUCCAUCAUGACCCGGAGUACUGGCCGGAGCCGGAGAAGUUUAUCCCUGAGCGGUUCACACCGGAGGCUAAGGCCAGCCGACAUCCGUUCGUCUACCUCCCGUUCGGGGCCGGUCCUCGUAACUGUGUGGGGAUGCGGCUUGCCCAGCUGGAGAUCAGGAUGGCUCUGGUGCGUCUGAUCCACAGAUUCAGCAUUGAGGCCUGCUCAGAGACUAAGGUUCCUCUGGAGCUGAAGUCGUCGAGCACUCUGGGACCUAAAAACGGUAUUUUUAUCAAACUUAAAAGACGAGGCGUAGGAAACGGUGACUUAAACUCUCCAUCAGAAAAUUAAACAUUCAUUUACUGUGAAA
Messenger RNA from Cheilinus undulatus (humphead wrasse), 1819 nucleotides. It is a transcript of the gene tbxas1, whose product is annotated as thromboxane A synthase 1 (platelet). The transcript is spliced from 14 exons. Lineage: Eukaryota; Metazoa; Chordata; Actinopteri; Labriformes; Labridae. Bases 112 to 1800 code for a protein of 562 amino acids. The record is from RefSeq and is a predicted model, not a curated record. Gene Ontology annotation, molecular function: heme binding; iron ion binding; steroid hydroxylase activity.